This is a messenger RNA of Solanum verrucosum, 1274 nucleotides long. RefSeq lists its product as uncharacterized. The transcript is spliced from 5 exons. The record is from RefSeq and is a predicted model, not a curated record. Gene Ontology annotation, cellular component: nucleus. NCBI's taxonomy places the organism in Eukaryota, Viridiplantae, Streptophyta, Magnoliopsida, Solanales, Solanaceae. Bases 70 to 1161 code for a protein of 363 amino acids.
AGAAGAAGAACAGAGAGAGAGAGAACAUUAACGCCGUUAACUUCAUCGUUACUGUAUGAAAGCAAAGCUAUGGUGUCGGACCAGGAAAUAGCUAGAGGUGUUGAGAUUUUGCUCCGUCAAUCGGACCCUAACGCCGUUACAUCGUUAAAUGGCGUCGUACAACAGCUCGGAGCAAAACUUGGACAGGACCUUUCACAUAAAGCGGAGUUUAUCAGUGAUCAGAUCAGUCUUCUCCGAUCACAGCCACCGCAGCUUAUUUCUCCUCCGUUGAUGGUUAAAGACCAUUUUACCCUCCUGAACCACCCACAAUUUGCUAAUACUCAAGCUCAACAACAGUUUUAUUCUCAUUUUGCCCUUCAACAACAACAUCAUCAUAACCAGCACCAGCAACAGCAGCUCUACUUUCAGCACCAUGUACCUCCACUGCUGUCUCCGCAACAGCAGCACCGGCAACCACCGUCACUGCAACCACAAGUGCAGAUACAAGCUCCGGCGCCGGUGGUGGUGAGAACAGCUGCUGCUCCAGCUCAACAUGCUUCGUCAAAUGUCGCUUAUGUCCCUAAGGAAAGUGCUACUUCUGGAACAAAAAGGAGAGGUGGACCAGGUGGUCUUAACAAAGUCUGUGGUGUUUCACCUGAACUUCAGGCUAUUGUUGGUCAACCCACAAUGCCCAGGACAGAGAUUGUGAAGCAGCUGUGGGUGUACAUCAGGAAACACAACUUACAGGAUCCUGGUAACAAGCGAAAGAUUAUCUGCAACGAUGCUCUGCGAGCACUCUUUGAAACAGACUGCACCGACAUGUUCAAGAUGAAUAAGCUGCUGGCUAAACAUAUCACGGCACUCGAUCCUUCAAAACAAGCUGAUCAAGCUAAAAGAUUGAAGGUUGAAGCUGAUUCUGUGGCUACUAAGGUUGAACAACCUGUCUCAUCCACUGUUACAAUAUCUGAUGCGCUCGCCAAAUUUUUUGGAAGUGAAGCAAAGGAGAUUCUCCAAACAGAUGCUGUGAAACGUAUUUGGGAGUAUAUAAAGCUUAACCAACUUGAGGAUCCUGUGAAUUCUACGAUGAUCGUGUGUGACACAAAGCUUCAGGAACUCCUACAAUGUGAAAGCGUUUCUGCCACAGAAUUACCUGAGAUGCUGGCAGGUCGUCAUUUUGUCUAGCAAUGACUAUACGUCUAUAUAAUUAUGGUAGGUAAAAAGCCAUGUUGCAUUAACCCAUUCAUAUGCACAAAUAAAUUUAAUCUUGGACAACCCCAGAAUUUCUUCUCGUUCGU